This is a messenger RNA of Penicillium alfredii, 795 nucleotides long. RefSeq lists its product as uncharacterized. Lineage: Eukaryota; Fungi; Ascomycota; Eurotiomycetes; Eurotiales; Aspergillaceae. The coding region runs from base 1 to 795 and encodes 264 amino acids. The transcript has 3 exons. The record is from RefSeq and is a predicted model, not a curated record.
AUGGCCGACCAGGAUACUCCCCAAACCCCAAACCCCGAGUCUUCCACUACCACCCCCAGCAAGCCAAAGCCUGGGCAAGAAGACACCCCCAAGCAAGAACAGACCCCGCCGUUAUCAGAGCAAGACCAGAACCAAGCCGACGACCAGCAAGGCCAACAAGAAGAAGCAGGAGAAGAAGAAAAGCAAGAAGCAGGCCACUCCGACAACGAAGAAACACAAGAACCCACCAAACAACAAGACCCAGACUCGGACCAAGACAACCCCGAGCCCGAGCCUGAGCCGCAACCACAACCCGACCAAGACCGCAUCAACCGUCGUCGCCGUCGACCUCGUCCCGCACCCCGCCGCCACGAAUCCGACCUUGAAUCCAUCCCCCGCAACGACAUGGACGCCCAACCACAGCCGCGCCAGCGCACCCGCCGCCAACGCCAGCCCCAACAGCAACAGCCGCAGCAGCAGCAAGACGGCGGCCCGCUCGGCGGGCUGGGCGGUGUUGACCAGGCUGGCCAACUUGUGCAAAACACUGCCGGGAAUGCGCUGAACGGAGUUACCGGCAGCGCGGGCAAAGCUGUGGGGGGUGUUUUGGGUGGCGGGCAGAAGGAAGAGAAGGACGACGGUGGUCGUGACGAACAGCUGCGAUUGCGGCUGGAUCUGAAUCUCGAUAUUGAGGUCCAGCUUAAGGCGAAGAUCCAUGGUGAUUUGACUUUGGGCUUGCUGUCAUGGCUAAACAAUCUCUUUCUGUCGAGUCGUCGAGCAGCCCUCGUGUAUGAUGACUUGGUUACGGUUAAGCUGUGA